Amaranthus tricolor (Joseph's coat) is the source of this 3614-nucleotide messenger RNA. Its product is annotated as squamosa promoter-binding-like protein 3. Bases 1868 to 3193 code for a protein of 441 amino acids. NCBI's taxonomy places the organism in Eukaryota, Viridiplantae, Streptophyta, Magnoliopsida, Caryophyllales, Amaranthaceae. Gene Ontology annotation, molecular function: DNA binding. The transcript is spliced from 4 exons. Gene Ontology annotation, cellular component: nucleus. The record is from RefSeq and is a predicted model, not a curated record.
UUCGAUUUUCGGGGUCUCUGAUUUGUAUAUUAUUAUUAUUUAUUCCCAUAAUAUUGUUAAUUACUUGUAUAUAUACUUUUUAGUUUACUUUAUUUUUCACUAUUUGAUUACUCUUUGUUAUUCUGCUUGUUUUGUCCAUUGUGUAUUUUAGUGCAUAUAUACAUAUAAUUUCUCACUUGGGCUAAAAAUAGAAUUCAUUUCUAGUACUGGGUGAUUUUACAUUUUUGUUUAUGUCCAAAAAAGUAGCUAUUUUUGCAUUCUUGGAGUGAUUUUUAAAGGGUUUUAGUGAAUGUGAUUCAUGGGUUUUUGUGUGAUCAUUUUUCGAAGAGGGUCAAGAAAACGGUGUCGUUUCGCUGCUUCGUUAUGCUAUUUUAUUGAGUUAAUAAAGAACCCCCAUUGAAAAAGCUCUUGAAGUUAGCAAGAGGCAAAAACCCAAAUUUUGGGUUUUUGUAAAAAAUUGUAUUCACCAUUUCCAUGAACGUGUAGUGGUUUUUGUUCUCUCCAAAAGCUGGGAACUUGACUUUUGACUUGUAUUUUUUAUAUGUUGGGAUUAUGGGAAAGAUCAAAGUUUUAAAUUUUUGUUUUUAAGGAAUCCACUUUUCCCAUUCUUUAAAUUUGACAUUUGGGUCUUUCAAGAAGAGGCUAAAACAAUUGAGUAUUGCUAUAAACAAGGUCUCUUGAAUUUGACACUUUUCAAUUAAAAAAGGGAAAAUGGGGUGUAAUAUUUUUAGGUAUAGGGUAGAUUCAACUUAGUACCUUAUUCCAAAAAAGUGGUAUAUACUCCAACCGAUACCUGAUUACCUAAGUUUGAUAUUUUGGUCUAUCAAUUGAGCUUUAGAAUCAAUUAGGGUUUUGGCAAUGAUAGGGUCAUUUUGGAUUUAUGAUGAUUUGGUGGGCAUCUUUAUUUAAUUGUAAAGUUAAAAAAAAAAGGAUUAUGGGUUUAUUUUGUUGGUAGUAAAAGUCUAAUGGGGGAAAGGUAAAAGCUUUCAAUUCAUUUUAGGGUGGUGACUACAAAUAAUUGUAGAGAGAGAAAAAAAGGGAUUAGGGAAUGGUUGUGGCCUUGUGGGUGUGGUUGGAUGUUUUGAACAAGUAUGUAACACUCUAAGCCACUCUAUUGUAAUAUCAAGAGGUAAGAAAGGUUACUUUCCAAAUGGGGUUAAUUAGUAAUGGUAAAUAUUCCAUCUUUUUCCAUAAAUGGUCUUAAUACAGUACAAAUACUUGCCAAAUUGUAUAUAAAAACCUUUUCCUAGUGAAAGUAUGUUUAUGGCUGGCUCUUGUGAAACAACAAGAUUGGGUUUUUCUUAGGAGGGGAUAAAAUUCAUCCUUUAUUGUACUUUGCUUGAGAACUUAGUGAAAGAAAAAAAAAGGUGUAGAAAAUGAUUGGUAUUCUUGUACUAUUGAUUGUUUUUUAUUGACUUUCAUGGGUAGUUUUCAUCUUCAAAGCUUUAGUACUUGGGUUGAAAAAAAAUGUUAUUGUGUGUUUACACAAGAAAAGCUUAAUUUGAGUUGCAAGUCAUGAUGAUUUAGUGUUUUGGUAUAACUUGAGGUAUCAUGUGGGAUUUUUGCUGCAUAUCUUUUGACUGUCUCUGGCCAUUGUUCUUUAUAAUUAAAGGUAUGUGAUAAUUUGAUUGAUUGGAACUUAGUUGAAUCAUUGAAAUAUGAAUCAUUUGUUCUGUUUCUUUAAUUUCUUGCUUGUUGAUCUCUUACCCUUUUAGCUGUUUUUGAGACAUGGUACUAAAUUUUGAAGAUCUUGUUGGUAUUUUUUGUUGCUUCAAUCAGGUUUUUGAUGAUAUUAUAGCAAUUGAUAGUGUAGAGAUCGAGUGUUGUUUGGAGCUUCUGGGUUAAUCUAUUGUUGAGCGCAAUAUCGAUGAUGGAAUUGAAUGCAAAAAGUCCCUUCUUGUGGGACUGGGAAAACUGGGUCAUGUUAAACCCAAAAGGUUCUGAAGCACCCAAGAAAUUGCAGCUUGUGGAGUCUGAUAUUGAAGGAAUAGAAGGAUUCGAAGGCGGGUCUUUCUAUUCCUCUGGUGGUCGAAGUGAUGGUGGUACUGGGUCUGAGUUAGGAUAUGCGUCCUCUUCGAAAAGCUCAAAAUCUGCUUCUUUUGAUUCAUCGGUGCAGAUCAAAGGAAACCAAUUUUCAUUGGUUAAUAAUUCUGGGACAGCAAGAACUUCUCCAACAAUCGAAAGUUCAGCUGCUUCGGGUGAAUCUUUGAUCGCCUUGGAGCUUGGGAAGCGGACUUAUUUUGAAGAUGUUUCCGGGGCCAACAAUGUGAGGAACACUGCUCGGACUUCUGUUCCUCCUGAGUCCUUUGCUAAGAAGAACAAAUCUUCAUCCGUUGGUGUGGAGAGUCCAUGCUGCCAAGUUGAAGGAUGCAAUCUUGAUCUUUCAUCGGCUAAAGAUUACCACCGGAAGCAUAGAGUCUGUGAAAAUCAUUCUAAAAGUCCGAAGGUGGUUAUAAAUGGACUCGAGCGAAGGUUUUGUCAACAGUGCAGCAGGUUCCAUACCCUUUCGGAGUUUGACCAAAAGAAGAGAAGCUGCCGCAGGCGUCUGUCUGAUCACAAUGCUCGUCGCCGGAAGCCAAAGCCGGAAGUCAUCCAAUUCAACUCUAUGAGACUGUCAUCUUCUUUACAUGAGGGCAGGAACCAGCUGAAUUUUGCUUUUGACCAGGUACCAAUGCUUCAAACUAGGCAUGGUACCUGGGAUAGUGCAAACGAUUCCAAAGUUCCGCUUGCAAAAUCAGGUUUUCUUACUUCCAUGAAAUCGGGGGGUGCUGAUGAGCCACAUUCUACCCACAAUGGAUUGCAAAACCCAAUGACCAACAAAACCUCACAUGUUCCGACUCCCUUGAUGCCAUCUAAAGGUGCUUCUUCAGAUGUCUUUCAGCGAGGUUUACCAGUCUCAAUGGCACCAUCAAACAUGGCUGCAGCUCAAGAUGUCCGUGCUCUCUCUCUUCUGUCAAUAAACUCGUGGGGUUCUUGCGACCCAGAACCGUCUGUACUUAACUAUCCUAUGCAUACAAACCAUAACUCCUUGACUCAGCGAUUGCUUACCAUGGAUGCGGUGCCUCUCGGUGGCCCUCAGAUUUCUUCGGAGUUCUUGCCAGCUGAUCAGGCAGCCGGUUCUGGUCCUGGCUCACAGACCUCAACUUUCCAACUGUUCAAAGCCCCGAACGAGUCUAGCUUCUAUCUUUACUAGUUUGCAGCUGAUAGCCGAGCAGUUUUAGGUGACUAAUUAUAUGAAGUGUUAAGGCCUUUUGCUCAUCCUAAACCAUUAAGUGUAUGAAGUUUUAAGUGGUUAGGAAUGAUAUGUGUUGUACGUUCAUGUUUGCUUAUCAUGCUUUGACAUCUACUCUUAAAACUUGCUAAUAUGAUUAGCAGACAAUUAUCGGGUUUCUAAACAAUAUCAAAGACACUUGGUUUCGACAAUUUUAGUCGUAGACUUGAAGUUAUUAUACUCCAUGUGUUUCUUUUAAUUUGUUACCUUUAUACCAAAAAAACUAUCAUUUAAAUUGCGUGGUAUAUCAAAGGCAAAGAGACAGAAGAGUAGCUUAUUUAGAUAAUUGUUGUAGUAAUCUUUUUGUCUUUUUUUUGUAUAUGAUUUUUUCUAUUUUUUAUUA